This is a messenger RNA of Tricharina praecox, 2013 nucleotides long. RefSeq lists its product as uncharacterized. Gene Ontology annotation, molecular function: protein binding. The coding region runs from base 1 to 2013 and encodes 670 amino acids. The record is from RefSeq and is a predicted model, not a curated record. The transcript has 4 exons. Lineage: Eukaryota; Fungi; Ascomycota; Pezizomycetes; Pezizales; Pyronemataceae.
AUGUCUCAUGUAGGAUCUUUCAGAGGUACUCCCAGCAGAGCUGGUACCAAUAGUGGUCGAAGCACCACUCCUGCUCCGUCGGGAAUCCCUGUUCCUAACAGUCAUACUCCGCCGGCUUCAGACUCCCAGCCCAGCGUCAGCGAUAGCCGGAAGAGACAGUCAAAGAGAGAUGAGGCUAUCCGUCGCAAAAUCGAAUCAGAUCUCAGCAAGAAGAAGAGCACGACUUCUCGUGCUAGACAGACGCGCAAAAUAGCCCCCGGAUCGGUCAUGGCCCUGCGUCCAUCCCAGGCACUCCAGAUCAAGCCUCUCACGACGGUAGCGGAGGCUGCCCAGCUCAUGGCGGCGAAGCGUGAGGAUUGUGUGCUCGUUACCGAUGACGAUGACCGCAUCUCUGGAAUCUUCACCGCCAAAGAUCUGGCGUUUCGUGUUGUAGGCGCCGGCAUCGAUGCUAGAGAUAUCACGAUUGCUCAGAUCAUGACCAAAAACCCGCUCUGCGCCCGGACCGAUACCUCCGCUACCGACGCUCUGGAUUUGAUGGUUCGCAAGGGUUUCCGUCAUCUGCCGGUGAUGGACGAGAACCAAGACAUCUCCGGUAUUCUGGAUAUCACCAAGUGCUUCUACGAGGCGAUGGAGAAGCUGGAGCGUGCAUAUGCGUCUUCCAGGAAGCUCUAUGAUGCGCUGGAAGGUGUCCAGUCGGAGCUCGGGUCCUCGCAGCCCCAGCAAAUCAUCUCCUAUGUCGAGGCUCUGCGGCAAAAGAUGUCCGGCCCGAACCUGGAAUCGGUCCUGGACGGCAAUCCUCCUACAGUUGUUUCCGUCCGGACUACCGUCAAGGAUGCGGCGGCCAUGAUGAAGGAGAACCGCACGACUGCGGUGUUGGUCCAGGAUGCCGGGAAUAUUACUGGUAUCUUCACGAGUAAGGAUGUAGUCCUGCGUGUCAUAGCGCCGGGAUUGGACCCUGCCAACUGCAGCGUCGUGCGUGUCAUGACACCUCAUCCGGAUUUCGCACCAAUGGAGAUGUCCAUUCAGGCUGCCCUGCGAAAGAUGCAUGAUGGACACUAUCUUAACCUUCCGGUUAUGAAUAAUGAAGGGGAGAUUGUUGGAAUGGUGGACGUCUUAAAAUUGACCUAUGCCACUCUCGAACAGAUCAACUCGAUGCAAACUGCUGACAGCGAGGGACCCGCUUGGAAUAAGUUCUGGCUUUCGCUUGACAAUGAUACAGAAUCCCAGAUUUCCGAUCACACCAGUGCGCGGGGUCCCACACCUUCGGUCCGAGGGCAAGGAACAGAAUCGCCAAUUGCUGCUAUGCGACACACAUCCGGCCUGAGCCACCUAGAACGUCACGAUGCUGCCAUCCAGCCUGGCGAUUCAGCUUCGCACAUCGGAGACCAUUCCGAAGGUUCCAUGAUCCAUGAUCCAGUUGCCGACCCGAUGGAUCAGCCGUAUGCGUUCAAGUUCAAGGCUCCCAGUGGUCGUAUCCAUCGUGUGCAGGCGGCCCCAAACGGAGGAUUGAUGGAACUCCUCGGUGCUGUUAGCGAGAAGCUUGGAGUCGAGGUUGCUGAGGUUGGCGGAGAGCCUGAGUUCGGAGCGGACGGCAGUUUGAUCAGCCAAGGCUUUGCGUUGAGCUAUGUCGACGACGAAGGAGAUAUCAUUUCCAUCACUUCGGACCCUGACCUGCUUGAUGCCGUCAACCUUGCCAGGCGUACCGGGAGGGACAAGGUUGACCUGUACGUUCACGACCCUUCGAAACCGGCUGUGGUCGCCACCGUAGACCCACAGCCCCCAAUUGUGACGAGGAGGAAGCCAAGAAUCGAGAUCGAGGAUCACGACGAGGACUCGGACGAUUCCGAAGGACAAGUGCGUAGGCCGAAGAAGAGGUACACGGCGCCGCCUGAACCCAUCUCACCGGCUCAGCCCGAGUUGAUUCCGGGAGUGCCCAACGAGCUGAUCUUGCCGGGGGCCAUCGUCACGCUCGCUGUGGCUAUUGUUGCCGUCUUUGCUCUGUCCAGAAGAUAG